Molecule: messenger RNA, 2538 nt
Organism: Pipistrellus nathusii (Nathusius's pipistrelle)
Lineage: Eukaryota; Metazoa; Chordata; Mammalia; Chiroptera; Vespertilionidae
Source: the annotation of a GenBank genome assembly
AUGCCGGGGAAACUCCUCAGUGACGCAGAUUUGGAAUCGGACGCGGCCAUGGGCAAAGUGGAGAUGGCGACAAAGAAUGAGAAGAAAAGUAAAAAAGAGAAGUCAAAAUCUAAUAAGAUUGAAGAGACAGCAGAAGAAAAUGAAGAAGUUAUUUCCCCCAAAGCUAAAAAAGUUAAAAAGAAAGCAGAGCCUUCUGAGGUUGACAUGAAUUCUCCUAAAUCCAAAAAGGCAAAAAAGAGCGAGGAGCCAUCUCAGGAUGAAGCUAAACCCAAAAAGGCAAAAAAGAGCGAGGAGCCAUCUCAGGAUGAAGCUAAACCCAAAAAGGCAAAAAAGAGCGAGGAGCCAUCUCAGGAUGAAAUUAAGCCCAAAAAGGCAAAAAGGAGCGAGGAGCCAUCUCAGGAUGAAGUUAAGCCCAAAAAGGCAAAAAAGAACGAGGAGCCAUCUCAAGGUGAUGUGAUUUCUCCUAAAAUCAAAAGUGCCAAAAAACCAAAGGAGCCUGUGGAAAAGAAAGUUUCCUCUAAAACCAAAAAAGUAAAGAAUGAGGAGCCUUCUGAAGAAGAAGUGGAUGCUCCUAAGCCCAAGAAGAUGAAGAAAAAGGAAAUGAAUGGAGAAAUUGGAGAGAAAAGCCCCAAACUACAGAAUGGAUUCUCUCAUUCUGGACUUGACUCUAACUCCAGUGAAGCUGCCAGUGAAGAAAGUAACAGUGAGUUGGAGCAGGAAAUAUCUGUGGAACAAAAAGAAGGCGCUUUCUCUAAUUUCCCCAUAUCUGAAGAAACUAUUAAACUACUCAAAGCCCGUGGGGUGACCUUCCUGUUUCCUAUACAAGCGAAAACAUUUCACCAUGUGUAUAGUGGAAAAGAUCUAAUUGCACAGGCGCGGACAGGAACUGGGAAGACUUUCUCCUUUGCCAUCCCUUUGAUUGAGAAGCUUCUGGGGGGAAUGCAUGACCGGAAGAGAGGCCGCGCCCCUCAGGUACUGGUUCUUACACCCACAAGGGAAUUGGCAAAUCAAGUAAGCAGAGACUUCAGCGACAUCACAAAAAAGUUGUCAGUGGCUUGUUUUUAUGGUGGAACUCCCUAUGGAGGUCAAAUUGAACGUAUGCGGAAUGGGAUUGACAUCCUGGUUGGGACGCCAGGUCGAAUCAAAGACCACCUACAGAAUGGCAAGCUAGAGCUCACUAAGCUUAAGCAUGUUGUCCUGGAUGAAGUGGACCAGAUGCUGGAUAUGGGGUUUGCUGAUCAAGUAGAAGAGAUUUUAAGUGUGGCAUACAAGAAAGAUUCAGAAGACAAUCCCCAGACACUGCUUUUUUCUGCAACUUGCCCUCAUUGGGUAUAUAAUGUGGCUAAGAAAUACAUGAAGCCUACAUAUGAGCAGGUGGACCUGAUUGGUAAAAGGACUCAGAAAACAGCAAUAACUGUGGAGCAUCUGGCUAUAAAGUGCCACUGGACUCAGAGAGCAGCAGUGAUUGGGGAUGUGAUCCGAGUGUACAGUGGUUUUCGUGGGCGCACAAUCAUCUUCUGUGAAACCAAGAAAGAAGCCCAGGAGUUGUCUCAGAAUUCGUCCAUGAAGCAGGACGCCCAGUCCUUACAUGGAGACAUCCCACAGAAGCAAAGGGAAAUCACCUUGAAAGGUUUUAGAAAUGGUGAUUUUGGAGUUAUGGUUGCAACCAACGUUGCUGCACGUGGAUUAGACAUCCCUGAGGUUGACCUGGUCAUACAAAGUUCUCCACCAAAGGAUGUGGAGUCCUACAUUCAUCGUUCUGGGCGAACAGGGCGAGCUGGAAGGACUGGGGUGUGCAUCUGCUUUUAUCAGCACAAGGAAGAGUAUCAGCUAGCACAAGUGGAGCAAAAAGCGGGAAUUAAAUUUAAACGAAUAGGUGUUCCUUCUGCAACAGAGAUCAUAAAAGCUUCCAGCAAAGAUGCCAUCAGGUUUUUGGAUUCUGUUCCUCCCACUGCAAUCAGUCACUUUAAGCAGUCAGCAGAGAAGCUCAUAGAGGAGAAGGGCGCCGUGGAAGCCCUGGCGGCAGCGCUGGCCCACAUUUCAGGCGCCACAUCUGUAGACCAGCGCUCCUUGAUCAACUCGGAGGCGGGCUUUGUGACCAUGAUCUUGAAGUGCUCAAUUGAAAUGCCAAACAUUAGUUAUGCUUGGAAAGAACUUAAAGAGCAACUGGGUGAGGAUAUUGAUUCCAAAGUGAAGGGAAUGGUCUUUCUCAAAGGAAAGGAGGGUGUUUGCUUUGAUGUCCGUACUGAAGCAGUCACAGAAAUACAGGAAAAAUGGCAUGAUUCCCGGCGCUGGCAACUCUCUGUGGCCACGGAGCAACCGGAGCUGGAAGGACCGCGGGAGGGAUUCCGGAGCUUCCAGGGACAACGGGAAGGCAAUCGAGGCUUCAGGGGACAGCGGGACGGAAGCAGAAACUUCAGGGGACAGCGGGACGGAAGCAGAAACUUCAGAGGACAGCGAUCAGGAGGCGGCAACAGAAAUAACAGAUUCCAAAACAAAGGCCAGAAACGGAGUUUUAAUAAAGCAUUCGGUCAGUAA